Ambispora leptoticha is the source of this 1110-nucleotide messenger RNA. The record is from the annotation of a GenBank genome assembly. NCBI's taxonomy places the organism in Eukaryota, Fungi, Glomeromycota, Glomeromycetes, Archaeosporales, Ambisporaceae.
AUGGCACGAUUUGAAACAUUAGACCAUCACACGGACGAGGCUUUAGAAAAAGAAAACUGGUACACCUUGAAUAAUAUGAUAUUCGCUGACUUGAUAGCAUUAUGUCAAGAAAGAGGUCUACCCACCGAAGGCGAAAAAGAAGAAUUAAUUAAACGAUUGUUGGAUUGGAAGUUAAAUACACGUCCAGUUCCUGCUCCCUCAACGCCUAAACUAAUAUCGACAGAUGGCGUAUUGUGCACCCAACCGGGAGUUAUAAAUAGUUCUCUUUGGAGCACGUUAUUUAUCAAUGGCGAAAUACCAGUCAUUGAUUACGAUAAAUUGGAAGUUGGUAAGAAACUUGGUUCCGGUGGAUUUAAAGAUUGUUACGCGGGAACAUAUGAAGGGGGACCAGUUGCCAUUGGUGAACUGCGCAUAGUAAAUUUCACCGAAUCAGAUUUUCAAGAAAUGAAACAUGAAAUAGAUGUGCUCAAACAAUUGCGACACGAGAACAUCAUUGAAUUUAUCGGCGUAUGUACCAAUACCAAACAUCUAUGCAUUGUAACGGAAUUGUGUGAUAAUGGGGAUUUGUUUGAUUACAUGCGAAAAGUGCCCAGACCAACUUUCAGCCAGCAGAUUAUGUAUAUGCAUGAUAUCGCUUUAGGUAUUGCCUAUCUACACAAUCGUAGACCUAGCAUAAUACAUCGAGAUUUAAAAUCAAUGAACAUUUUAAUUUCCUCCGAUUUACGCGCAAAAAUAAACGAUUUUGGCUUAGCGCGUAUUCGUCCGAGAGCCAAUGCUAGCAUGCAUACACAAUGCGGUACUCCCAAUUGGCAAGCUCCUGAAUUUUGGGCAUCAAAUCCUAGAUACACGGAAAAAGUUGACGUAUAUGCGUGUGGGCUUAUUUUUUGGGAAAUCUUGACAUGGAGUGAAGAAGGAUAUCCGUAUCAAAAUUUCUCAGAACAUCAACUAUAUGAAGCUGUCAAGGAUAGAGGAAUCAGACCUCCGCUCGAAAAAUUAAAAACUUAUCCGCAGUCUCUCAUAAAAUUAAUCCAGGAUAUGUGGCAGAAGGAACCAAAAAAAAGACCAAGCAUGGGUACUGUGGUUGAAAAAUUGGUACAAUAUUUAUCCUAA